Ipomoea triloba (trilobed morning glory) is the source of this 1620-nucleotide messenger RNA. Its product is annotated as transcription factor MYB16-like. The transcript has 3 exons. Bases 249 to 1400 code for a protein of 383 amino acids. NCBI's taxonomy places the organism in Eukaryota, Viridiplantae, Streptophyta, Magnoliopsida, Solanales, Convolvulaceae. The record is from RefSeq and is a predicted model, not a curated record.
CACAUGUCGCUGACCUUUCUUCCUCCCUUCUUCUCCAUCUCUCUCAUCUCCCCACUACUUCUGCUCGCCACUGACCACUUUAUCAUCAUCAUCUUCUAAAAUUCUCCAUUACUGCACCCGCAAAUCAAAUUCCCCAUUCCUCUAUUCCCUCGGAUCAUCCAAAAUAGAAACAAACACCACUACUUAUUAACUUCAUCCUACUAUACAUACCCCUCGCCCCUCAUCUCACUUUCCGGCAAUAUAAUAAUAUGGGUCGAUCGCCGUGCUGCGAUAAAGUCGGCCUCAAAAAAGGCCCCUGGACUCCAGAAGAAGACCAGAAACUCUUGGCUUAUAUCGAACAACACGGCCAUGGCAGCUGGCGUGCCUUGCCUUCCAAAGCCGGCUUGCAAAGAUGUGGGAAGAGUUGCCGGCUGAGAUGGACCAACUAUCUCAGGCCUGAUAUCAAGAGAGGCAAAUUCAGUUUACAAGAAGAGCAAACCAUUAUCCAACUCCAUGCUCUCCUCGGAAACAGGUGGUCGGCGAUUGCCACUCACUUGCCGAAACGGACGGAUAACGAGAUCAAGAAUUACUGGAAUACCCAUCUGAAGAAACGGCUGGCGAAAAUGGGGAUUGAUCCGGUGACCCACAAGCCGAAGAACGACGCGCUGUUAUCCAGCGACGGCCAGUCGAAGAGCGCCGCCAAUCUGAGCCACAUGGCGCAGUGGGAAAGCGCGCGCCUCGAAGCCGAGGCUCGGCUGGUGCGCCAAUCCAAGCUUCGUUCUGUUUCUCUCCAGAACCCUCUGGAACCUUCCAGCCCGCUCACCAAGCCCGAGGUGCCCGCGGCCGGCUCGCCGCGGUGUCUGGACAUACUAAAAGCUUGGGGCGGCGGCGGCGCCGGAGGCAGCGGCGGAGGGGCGGCGUUUUCCGUCGCCGGACUUGGCGUCGGAGUAGAGGCGCUGGAAUCGCCGACGUCGACGCUGAGCUACUCCGAGAACGCGCCGCAGAUUUCCAGCUCGACGGCGGCGUUUAUGAAGGAAGAAAGUGAGGAUCAAGCGUGGAAGUGCUUCGGGAACGCGGCGGAGCAUUUCAAACACGGCGGCGGCGUCGAGGAUUCCGCCGCCGCCGCCGGUUUCGCCUCGGCGGGGCUUCUCGGCUUGACUAACAUCCCCGCCGCCAUGGAGAGCGGCGCGUGGACGACACAAGAGCACAUUCCCACCGGAAAUUUUGUGGAGAGAUUCACCGACCUUUUGCUCAGCGCGAAUUCGACGGAACGGAGCUUAUCGGAGGCCGGCAGCACCGAGUCCAAUAACGCCGCCGGCGAUGGCGGCUCCGGCAAUCACUACUAUGAAGAUAACAAAAAUUACUGGGAUAGCAUCCUUAACUUGGUGAAUUCUUCACCCUCAAAUUCUCCCAUGUUUUAGGAACUAUAAUUUGUCUCGUGUUACACUUAGAAUUGUUUGAGUCAAGUGUUUGGGAAAGUCCAUGAACUGUACUUUGUAUUACAAAAUGGAGCCACUGCACAUCUUUCAUAAGUUUCAAACUAAGUCUAUUAUUUUUAAAAUAUCAUUCCAUCAAAUUCAUUCAAACUUGUAAUCUAGAGCUGAGGAAGUAAUGAAAAGUCGAGUUAAAGAUUUCAUUCUA